AUGGCAACCCAGGCGCACUGCGCAUUCUGCUUCGAGUGCUUAUCGGCCAACUUCGAGCAUCGGCAACCUCUGGCGCUAGCACAAGUAGAAGAGCUAUGGGACCAGUACCAAGACAGCAUCAACCCGAAGGCAGAGACAGAAAGCGAGGUGGUGGACGUCGAAGAUGAAGAGGAUGCCGAGAUGACUGACGCGGACAUCGAGGAGCCUCCGCCAUCUGCCAAACCCGCUGCGAUAUCACGACUGCUCAAUCGCAAUCGAGAUGCUAGCGCUGGGAGCUCGUCCAGUAGCCUACAGUCAAAUCAAUCGGGAACUUCGUCAGUGCAAAAGAGCAGCGGUUCGGGUGCGGAAACGCCUGCCAGCUCAACAAGCUCGCUGACCUCGAGAACAUCCUCUGCAUCAAGAAGAAGACAGGACAAACCAGGAGAAUACCCACUGUUCGUCACAUGGAAUACCAUAAGCAGGAGCGGCUACAAGAGCCUGCGAGGAUGCAUCGGCACAUUUGAGGCGCAGGGGCUCGAGUACGGCUUGCGAAGCUAUGCCCUCACGAGCGCCUUUGAGGACGUCCGCUUCCAGCCGAUACCAGCCAGCUUGCUACCCUCACUCAGCAAUCACGUAACUCUCCUCACCGACUUCUCGCAGCCCACUAAGGACCCUCUGGACUGGACACUCGGCGUACACGGUAUCAGGAUCUCCUUCUCAUACCACAUGCGGCGGUACGGUGCCACGUACCUUCCGGACGUAGCCAAGGAGCAAGGCUGGACGAAGGAUGAGACGCUCGUCUCGCUAAUGAGAAAGGCGGGCUGGAGCGGAAGCAGUAGAGACUGGCAGAAGGUAUGGCGAGACGGCAAGGGUGAGCUCGUAAGGUACGAAGGCAAGCAGAUUGGGCUCAAGUACGACGAGUGGAAGGCUUGGAAGACGUGGGCGGAGAAGGAGGGAGUAAAGUCCAAGGCUUUGAACUGA
This is a messenger RNA of Saxophila tyrrhenica, 960 nucleotides long. RefSeq lists its product as uncharacterized. The record is from RefSeq and is a predicted model, not a curated record. The transcript is spliced from 2 exons. The coding region runs from base 1 to 960 and encodes 319 amino acids. Lineage: Eukaryota; Fungi; Ascomycota; Dothideomycetes; Mycosphaerellales; Extremaceae.